This is a messenger RNA of Anopheles aquasalis, 399 nucleotides long. RefSeq names its product transmembrane inner ear expressed protein. The record is from RefSeq and is a predicted model, not a curated record. NCBI's taxonomy places the organism in Eukaryota, Metazoa, Arthropoda, Insecta, Diptera, Culicidae.
AUGUUUGAAACGGAAAUGAGUGUCGAGUAUAAGGCGGAGGCAUUCCUCGAAACGGAGACGAGCUUUGGGAUGCGUGUGUGGCAUCUGCUGUUUCUCUGCUGCGGUUCCGUGCUCGGCGUCGUCAUCAUGCUGUGCUGCUGCAUCCGUUUUCGAAUUCCGCGCACCAAACAGGACAUCGAGGCUGACUAUCACCGCAAAAAGCUGACGCGCAAGUUUCGCGAGCGGCUCGACGGUAUGAACAACGCGGAUAUCGACGAGAUGGAUCUGCUGCGAGCACUCGAGCGCGUGCGGGAGGAUUAUAAGGCGGAGCAGACGGAUAAGGUCACGAGCAGCAACAGCAAGGAGGUGACCGAUAACAAGGAUAACCAGGCAAUCGUUACCGUGUGCGAUAAGGUUUGA